ACUCUUCCCCAUUCGCAGGUAGAAUCUACAAAAUGCGCGCCAUUUCGGCUGCUGCGGUGGUUCUGGCCGUCCUUCUUGCGGCGGCUGCUGUCCCGUGCGCGGGCAAGUCGAUCUUCUCGGAGGAUGGGUCUGCGACAUGGGCGAUUGUGGAGACCAUUCCGGAGGGCGUGGAUCUGUACUCGGAGUACCACACGUACGAGACCUGGCUGGAGCUCAUCCAGAACGCAAAGUCGUCGAUCCGGAUCGGGGCGUUCUACAUGGACUUUGCCAACGGAACCAAUUACUUGGACUGGGAGGGUGGCAAGGGAGUGGCUGUGCUGGACGCGCUCAUUGCUGCCGGGCGGCGCGGCGUCAAGAUCGAGCUCGCGCUCAACGAGCAGGUCGGGGCGGUGCCGUACUCCCCGGACCCGCACAUCCUGAUGAACAUGGGCCUCGCCGAGGUCCACUGGGUCAAGUGGUCGCUGGUGGCCAAGUCGGGCAUCCUGCACACCAAGCUCAUCAUGACGGACGACGAGAACAUUUACCUCGGCUCGGCUAACAUUGCGUGGGACUCGAUGACGCAGGUCAAGGAGCUCGGGCUGGUCUUCACCAAGUCGCCGCUCAUUGUGGGUGACGCGCGCAAGGUGUGGGACAUGUACUGGUACCUUGGCGCCAAGAACACGACAUCGCUGCCGGACCCGUGGCCGGCGGCAUACAACACGUUCUUCAACGGCGACACGCCGCUCAACGUCGACAUCCAGGGCGACGUCAUGGACCUGUUCAUCUCGGUCGAUCCACUCCAGCUCGCUACGCCCGGCCGCGAGCUCGACCUGACAGCCAUCACGACGGCCAUCAACGACGCCGAGCGGUUUGUCUACUUUUCGAUCAUGGACUACGGUCCGUUUACGGCGUACGAGCAGAACAACUUUUACUUCCCGGCCCUCGACACGGCCUUCCGCGCCGCGCCGUUCAACACCAAGGGCCUCGAGGUCCGCCUGCUGUUUGGCGUGUGGAACCACACCCUGUGCGACGCAUACCCGUACCUCCAGUCGCUGGCCAUGCUCAAGAAUGUCUCGGUCCGCGUCUUUAAGAUCCCCGACCUCCCCAUGCCGGUCCAGAUCCCGUUCACCCGCGUCGCACACAACAAGUACCUGGUCACCGACUCGCACGGCUGGGUCUCGACCCAGAACUCGUUCGCCGACUACUUCCUCACCACCGGCGGCAUGUCGUUCAACGUCAAGUCGGACGCCGUCGUCGGCGGCCUGGUCGACAAGUUCUUCCGCGACUGGGACUCCAAGUAUGCUGAGGAUAUCUGCAUCGGCGUCGACUGCAGCUAUCAGUUUGAGCCGUGCUCAUCGAGGCCUAUCAACUCGUGAGUUGUGGCGCUCGGUACCCUACCCACACAUCAAACAAAGACAUCAAGUUACCCC
Molecule: messenger RNA, 1409 nt
Organism: Thecamonas trahens ATCC 50062
Lineage: Eukaryota; Apusomonadida; Apusomonadidae
Product: phospholipase D Z
Exons: 2
Coding region: 33-1355 (440 amino acids)
Molecular function (GO): catalytic activity
Source: RefSeq, a predicted model, not a curated record